UCUCCACGGCAACCGCCGAGUGGCGUCUCCACGACCGACCUCUCGCCUGGCGCGCGCUGCUCCGCCACCGUUCGACGCCCCUCCGGCGUCGCGGGACAUGUGACCCUACUCACAAGCGAGCUGUCGCCGAGGUCAGAGAUGGCGCCAAACUCUGAGGAGGAUGGCUCGCGACUUUCCACUGUUCAAGAUGCCGGCUGGAGCCUCGAGGAAGCCAACAAGGAGCAGCUUCGGCCGCCGGUGUACAACCCGGAGGACUACGCGGCGGCGCUGCGCAAGUGGGGGCGCCGCGGCACGGGGGGCGCAGCGUCCGCCAUGCCUGGCGUCGCGGCGCUGGCGGCGGACGGGGGUUCCCCGCGCGACCACCACCGCCGGCACGGCCACGGCCACGCGACCUCGCAGCACCAGCAGCCGCCGCAGCAGCAGCCAGAGAUGAGCCUGCGCCAGUUCAGCAGCGCCUCGGAGCUGCUGGCCAAGCUCAGGGCCGACCUCCGGCUCGCUUACCCUAGCUUCGUGCAGGAGUUCAUCGGCGACCCGCUGGACGGCGUGACGCUGCUGCUGGAGCUGCUGCGCGCCGUGCAGCAGCCGGCGCCGGGGCAGGGCGGCGGCGCGGGGGCGGGCGCCGGGGGCGGCGGGGGCGGCGCCGGGGGCGGGCGGCGCGCGCUGCUGGACGAGCUGGCGUGCCUGCAGUGCCUGCACGCGUGCCUGCGACUGCCCGACGCCGCGCGCCGCCUCGCCAGGUCGCCCGCCGGCCUCUACACGCUCGCCGUCUGCGUCAUGAGCAACGCCACAAAGUCCAGGGUCAUCGCGCUACAGCUGCUGACGCGCGCCUGCGAGCCGCCGGGCUGCGGCCACGCGGCCGUGUCCGAGGCGCUGUCGACGCUGCGGCUGCGGCUGGCGGAGCCGGUGCGCUUCCGCCUGCUGGCGGGGAUGCUGGGCAGCGCCGGCGGCUGCCCCGACCUGCCCGCCGCCGGCCUGCGCUUCCUCAACACCCUGCUGGAGACGGCGCCCGGCGAGCAGGCGCGCCUCUACCUGCUCGCGGAGCUCCGCCAGGCCGGCUUCCAGCCACACGCGCUCGCCCAGGUACUGCCCGCGGGCUCGGCGGCGGCGCAGCAGCUGCAGGCGGAGCUGUCGCGCUGGCAGCGUAACCAGGUGGACGUGGCGCAGCUGCGCGCCCGGGCCGCCGCCGCCGAGGCAGAGUCGCGCGCGCUGCGCGAGCAGGUCGCCAUCCUCGAGCAGCGGGUACAGAUUCUGCAAGAGGAGAAAGGGGUGCUCGUGUCACUGGAGAGGUGCCUGAAAGACCGCUGUUCGGAACUGGAGGCGACAGUUAAGAGGCAGCAGCAGCAGCAGCAGCAACAUCAACAGCAGCGCCAACAGCAGAAACAGACGGACGCGGGGGGCGGCGGCUCGACUCCCGCCGAGGACGAGGGCAUCAGCUCCUCCGACCAGGAGCACUCGCUGGAGGAGCGCGAGCCCAUGGUGUACGAGCUCUUCCACGUGCACAACGACACCAUCCUCAUGCAGGAGACCAGCGUCGACGACGGCCCCGAGCCCGGCGAAGCCGAGGGCUGCGUCGUCGGUGGCGGCGCUGGCGGCGGCGGCGUAGUCGGAGGCGGAGCCGCGGCCGACGAGGACGAAGAGACGACCAUCGACGAGGUGAUCGAGGAGCUGCGCAACAUCAUCAACGACGCGGAGACGGAGGCGUACGCGGCCGAGGCGGCGGCGGUAGCGAAGACAGGCAAGCGCAAGGAGGAGCCGCUGCUGAUCGCGGAGGAGAGGCCGCCCGCCGUGGGCUUCACGGUGCGCAUCCAGGCGCUGGAGCGCGAGGCGGAGAUCGUGCCGGCCAGACUGCUGCCGCAGCCGCCGCGCCGCGCCCGCAGCCUGGUGCAGCUGGCGCCGCGCGCGCACGCGCACUACGUCUCCUCCAGCGCCGCCAAGAGCGCCUCUUUCUUCUUCGACGACGAGGACGACGACGAGGAGUCGCCCGUGCACUCCAGCGAGGAGGAGGACUCCGACUCCCUGCUCAGCAGCGCCGCCAGGGACCACUGCGGCACAAAGAAGUGGACAGUGAGGGAGGCGAAGUCCACGGCGGCGCUGAGGCUGAAGCUGGCGGGCGCGCCGGCCGGCGAGCGGGGUGGCGGCCGGCCGGUGCGGCGCAGCGAGUCCUUCCACCAGGUGCUGGCCGGAGACCCCGAGCGCCGGCAGCGGCUGCAGGGCCGCUGCGGCAGCUUCGACGGCCUCUUCUGCGUCACCGACUCGCCGCGCAGCCGGCUGCGCUCGCCGCCCUCCACCGCCGUGGUGCCCACGCUGGCGCGCAACCGCCACCACUCCAAGAGCCUCGACUGCAUCGACGAGGGCUUGCACGCGCUCGUCGACGUGGUCCUCGCGUCGACGGCCGCCACCGCCGACCGGCGCAGCAGCGGCCGCGGCUCCACCACCGACGAGUGGAGCCUCGAGUGGGACAAGAACUACCUGGCGGCGGCCGGCGCCGGCUCGCCCUCGCUGGCAGCGUCGCCGCCCCCGCCGCCCAUCGCCAUCGUGCCCGUGUCGCGCUUCCCGGCCGCCGCAAAGCGCUACCCGCCCGACGGCGCCAGCAAGCCGCCCGUCUACCUGCCCGCCGCCACGCGCAAGAACUCCUUCGACGCGCCCUUCCUGGUGCGCGGCGGGCACGGCAACGCGGGCCUCUACUCGGGCCGGCAGGCGCUCUCCAGGGAAGCCAUCGCCAAGCACAGCGCCAGGGCCCGGAGCGCCUCUUCCGCCGGGGCCACGCCGGGCCGCAAGGUGUCCGUCAGCGUCAAGGUCACCGACCUGCCCUCCGGACUCUACUAGGGCACCUUUCCCCAGCAUACGAAAACACAGACUUCAGCACCACCUGUGCGUCAUUUGUUUCUACACAACACACCAUCAUUUGUUUCUGCAUCUCGAAUUUUGAUUUUCUACCAGUGUGUUGCUGUUUCCCACCUGCCGCGGAGAAUAUGUCUUUUUCCCACAUAAAUCGUGCCCGAGAUAGUCGCCAGCAGGGACAAUCUAUAAGGAUAAGUCAAAAAGUAUCAGUGUUUAUUUAUGCCAGCCACGAUUUUCUUUUAUUUAUUUCUAGUACGACGCGUUUCGGCAAAUGAUUCUAAUUUUCGAGUGCAUUCUUUCGCAUUUAUACGUAACAUUUUCGAUGUGUGGCAUGCUGCAUUAUUCUGUUGUAAUUAGUGAUGGAUAUUUAUAUACAGUUAAUGACGAAUUUGCAAAAGGAAUUUUUUGACUUGCAGUUUGCUUGUAGUUAUUUCAUAAACAAACCUAUUGUUUUUACAGUCACAGACUUUACAACCAUUUGCAGUAGAAAAAACAAAACAAAAUUUAUCUCCACAACAUCUUUAGUUUAUUACAACAACAUUACAAAAUUAGCAAUGGCACAAUUUUCCAACGUAGUCACCCUGCCCUCAGUCCUCUCUUCCACAAGUUUUUUUUUUCAUUAAGGACGGCUUCCUUUACCUCUUCAUCAGAAGUGGGUCUGCAGCCUUUUAAACCAUCUUUAAGUUGGCCACAAAAUGUAAAUAGGGCAGGACGAAAUUAGGCCUGCGUGCAGGAUGCUCCAAGCUUCAAAAUGCAUACUCUGAAGAGUUAGUACGAGCAGCGAUAUGUGGACAUGCAUCAUCGUGCAAAACAAUAACAGUAUUUGACAAUAAAUCUUUGCAUUUGGAUCAAAUUGCUGGCCUCAACUCAUUGCAGAGCAUGUGACUGUAACAUUCACUGUUUACUGUCGAUUCAUUUUCUAGGUACUGUUCCAAUGGACCCAUUCGUGUGUCAAAAAACUAUGAACAUAACUUUUCUAGCAGAAAGUUUACUCCUGAAUUUCUUUUCGGUUGGAGAUCCAUUCCAUCUUCCUGUAUUUGCUGUCGGGUUCAGAGUGUUUACUGCCAGUGGAGAUUCAUUUCAAAAGCAUUUCCAUUUCGUUAGCAUGAUGGUCUAGUAACUGCUGGCACAUUCUUAAAAGGCUGCACUUGGGUUCUUUAUUGAUUUGUUUUUGGAUCUAUUUUGCACAGACUUUAUGCAAGUUGACCCUGUUAUGAAUGAUGUCUCGUACAGAACUGUAACUAAUGUGCAGUUGGUUUUCCACUUCACUGACAGUCAUAUGUAGGUUAUUCAAAACCAGGUCACAGACUUGCUCAAUAUUGACAUUAGUAGUUGAUGUGAAGGGACAUCGUGCACUUUACUUGUUCUUCAUCCUCACAUGGCCACUUCUGAAUUGUUGAAUUCACUUGUAAUCACUUUGCCAAGCCUGUCCUGAAACUGUUCUAGGUUUUUAAGCUCCUGGUAUACUUUCUGAAAAAAAAAUAUUGUGGGACCUUGGCCCUAACUGAUGCAAAUGGAGAGUAGUGCAGCCAUGUUUAUUUUGCAACAGAGCAAAGAAAACUGAUGUGACAAUGUACAAGUAAAGUGAAUGGUGCCAUCUUGUGGCUGGCAACUGCAUUAAGCUGUACCGCUAACCAAAAGACAAUUACAAGGAACGUGCAGAUACUUAAUGACUCACCCUAGUAGAUAUUCAUGUAUUAUCAGACACUGCUAAUUCAAAGCCUGUACAGAUAAUAAGCUGUACCUGAACAAAUUGGAACACUGAAAAUAUGAACCAACAACUACUCAGAAUUAGUUUAAAAGAAAAUGUCUAAAGUGUUGCACUGAAAACAAAAUCAACUUUUGUGUAAAUCAUUUAUUUCCCAAAAUGAAAAAACAGAAAUCCAAAGGACAAAAUUUGAUCCACAGGCAAGCAAAAGCAAAGCUGUCCUCAAAAUGUUUGGCGUAAUUCUGCAAUGCUCUAUUAGGCAUAGUCCUAUUGGAAGUAGUAGAUGCUUGCUGUCCUCUGGCCUCUGGAACUGUCUUAUGCAGUCAGUUACAGGUGACUGUGCAGUUUAAUGUGAUCUGUGAGCCAUGGUGCAACUUGAUAUUUUUUCACAUUAACAAAUGACUUCUGGAGUUGAAAGAAAUUCUAAGAGGCCUGUCACAAUGCUUUGUACAUGUGAAGAAGGAGGCUUGUAUUAUGUGGCAAAAUCCAUAACAAACUGUACAUCCAUAAAUAAGUUAGGUGUAAUGAGACAGUUCCCGUAUCAGUUGAGGUCUAGGGUAUAUUAGCUCCAGCAGGUCACUUCCAACUAUAUCACUGUGGCAUUCAAUCCAGUCUUUGAAUUGGUGACCACUUCUUUUGUACAGAUAAUAAGCUGUACCUGAACAAAUUGGAACACUGAAAAUAUGAACCAACAACUACUCAGAAUUAGUUUAAAAGAAAAUGUCUAAAGUGUUGCACUGAAAACAAAAUCAACUUUUGUGUAAAUCAUUUAUUUCCCAAAAUGAAAAAAACAGAAAAUAUCAUUUUCACCUUCAGAAGGAAUAUGUUUCAACAGGAACUCAGAUAUAGAUUUUUAAGUUAGUAUUUAGUGAUUUGUGCAAUAUAUUUAUAUCCAGCUGUUUGAUGUCUGUAGGACCAGCAAACAGAUGCAUUUAUUCGCAAACAACUGCUUAUCAUCUUCAUUGCAAGUGUGUUAAUAUUGAAUUGUCAUUCCUAUGUUAUUUCCCAUGUACAAAUUUCGUUAUGCCCCUCUGUUCUCUUAUUCUUAUGAGUAAACAACUGAAAAUCACCAUGCACUGAAAUCUAUGCUUUCUGUUGCUAUGUAGCUCCUUCCACAACUUUUGCAUCCUAGGUACUCUAUCACUGUACUUGACUUAUAGUCCAAACUGUUUGCCUGUUUGUAUUUUGAACAUGUGUUCCUGGAAAACCUGCCAAUUUUGCAUGUAUUAUUAUUGCUGCAGUAUCUAUUUGUCAGUUACUGUACUGAUGAAUGUCAUGUCAAUUUUGUGCUCUAUCCUGUAACAGACUAAAGUGAUUCACAGCCAAUAAGUAAUGAUGUGAAGAUCACAUAAUGCUUAAACUUUCUGCCUGGUAUGCCUUUUGAAUUUCCUCUUCCUAGCUUGGUUCACAUAUGUGACUGAGACACCCUUGUUUUUCUCCUAAUGCAGUAUGAAUGUUAAAAUUAUUCUUGAUGAUAAAUAGAGAUUUUAUGGAGCUACAAUAAUAACAGCCACAUUAGCACUAUGGAAGAAUAAGCAAUGUGUAGUCAUUGUCGUAGAUAGGAGAGUUUACAUUUUUUUGAAUGAAGAAGUAAUGUAGACCUACUGCAGUUAAAGCAGAAGAAGAAACCAUUGUUUAUAUAUUUGAUCUGAUGAUUUACAGAAAGAAUCUUCUCUUUCAGAAGAAGAAAUACUGAUUUCCUAACAUUUUAGAAAGUGAAUCGUGCAAUAUAUUUAUACAUUACAUAUAUAGUGUUAAUAGUGAACUGGUGGAAUUUUGUAUAAUUACCACACUUUUUAAUCACUUUUUUGGGGAAUUAUGUUAUUUUGAUGAGAACCUGACCAUGAAGUACAUUAGGCAUCUUUUCAAAGAACCUUCACUCAAGACAUUACCACAAAUAAAAAGAAUCUGUACCUGCUUCUGUCAAGAUAUUUCCAUGACAUUACAUUUUCUGAACAAAAAAUCAGAAAUUUCUGAAAUAAGGAAAAAAUAUUUUUUUGCAUCUUAAAUAAAUGAAACCAUGUAUAAGUACCUGUUGCAUGUAGACUCAUAGCAUCUUUUAAAACACAUGAGACCAUUUUAAGACUCUAUUCUUAUUUUAUACUUUUUAAGUGAUUUUCUGUGAAUUUUCUGCCCUACCAAGUUAAUUAUCCCUUGAUGAUUGUCAGCUUAUUUUCUUAUCCUGUCAUGUGUUCUAUAUUACUUUGCAUAUUUUCUCUAUUUCAUUUGUUCUCUAAAUUUGUUCUGUAAUAUUUCAUUACUACCUAAGUAGUCCUUCAUCUUGUACAUCAGUUGCAAAUUACUCUUUCUCAUAAUUAUGAUAUGAUGACUGACCUGACACCUACAACAUGUUGUUAACAUGGAAAUAGUAUUGUCCUCCUUUCUCUCCGGAGAGAGCCGAAUGGAGUUCCAAAAAAACUGUGAGCAAAUAGUAGUCAUGAAACUGACACUGCAAAGUCCUGCACAAUGAAAUUAAUAACUAUUAGGAAUUGUAAAAAUUGGAAGCAGAAGAAUCUAAAUAAAAAUUCAACUAUAUAUGAAAGUCUCUUCACAAAUAUUCAGUGCACAGUAAAAAUAAAGGAGUGUGUAGGAACAGUUUGUCCAUAUGUAUGUGUCAGAAAAUCGCAGUUGCUUCAUCAUAUAAUACUGAAUGGGUGCUUUUUUCCCUUGUUUUCCAGAAAUGACAUAUUUAGACUGCACUCUCUUUCCUCCUCUUACAAAUUUCUAAGCACAGAAAAAAAUUUUCAUUUCAUGAGUACUUAAUUAUUUUCACAAGUGAAAUAUUUAAAUAAUUCUUCUAACAUAUGAAUAAAAAGUAUUUCUGUUUCUCCUUAAUUUUAUGUGUGACAGCCAUUCUAAUAAUUUGCAUUUAUGAACUACCCAUGUUUCAUUCUAUUAAGAAAGCAUUAUUAUUGAAAAAAGAUGCCAAUUUUAUCAAUAUUUUUUAUAUUUUGUACUGUGUACAAGCUUUACAACAAGUUGAAAAUUUUAUAUAUUUCCUUUAUUUGAUGUGAGACAUUUUUUUCCUUUGUUAAUAUUUGUAUGGCAGUUUUUUGACAGUUUUCCAUUACAGAGUAAUUCUGGCCCAGGAAAGAAUUUUAGUUAAUAUGCUGACCUAUUAUAAGAUACUAAAAUGUAAGCAGGUAAUUAUAACUAUACAAGUAUCAGUUUAAUGGCUUUUGUAAAUUUUUGAAGAGAUGCCAACAUGGUCAGCUGUCUGGGAUCUUCUUUAUCAUUCCAUACUUGAUGCAACUAUAUUAAGAAAUAGCUUAAUGUUUAUACACUGGCACUGCAUGUUUUGCUUCACAACAGAAGCAAAAUUACUGGCAUCUGCUGUUUGAAAUCAAUGAAAUAUUACCACAGCUGAUAUGGUUCUGCAUGUUAUCAGAAUCAUACACAGUCAAAUUUAGAGUUAAGUAACACAUUUGCUUUACUGGUGCAAAUUUAUCUUUCAGACACUGUAAUUAGUAAUUUUUAUUUGUACAUAGUCUAUGAAACAGUGUG
Schistocerca piceifrons (Central American locust) is the source of this 8053-nucleotide messenger RNA. RefSeq lists its product as uncharacterized. NCBI's taxonomy places the organism in Eukaryota, Metazoa, Arthropoda, Insecta, Orthoptera, Acrididae. Gene Ontology annotation, molecular function: small GTPase binding; actin filament binding. The record is from RefSeq and is a predicted model, not a curated record. Gene Ontology annotation, cellular component: cytosol. Bases 139 to 2826 code for a protein of 895 amino acids. Gene Ontology annotation, biological process: cortical actin cytoskeleton organization; cell migration; regulation of cell shape. The transcript has 9 exons.